AUGAACUGUAUUGUAGAUGCCGAAUCAGUGCCUAAAAUUCUGCUAGUUCUGGCGGGUGAUUCUGACACGCUAGAAACUAUUCAUCAAGCGAUAGAAAACAACACGCCCAUUAUCGUUGUGAAGAACUCUGGCGGGGUAGCGGAUAUCCUCGCGUACGCUUAUCUCAAUGCAGAGGAAAUGGAAAUUGAAGAAACGGACCCUGCUGGAAAAAAGCACAAUAAGAUAUGUCGGUACCUCGAGGAAUCUGUGAAACAGACGGUUGCGGAUAUGAUAAAAGAGGAAUUCGGCGAAAACGACACGGUGAUGCAACGCAAAUGUGCCUGCGUCAUUGAUUACGAGCUCAUUUCCGUGUAUGACAUGGAAGGGCCGGGCAGUGUUAAGGAUAUUGAUAUUUUCCAGGUUCUAACGAAAGGCAACACGUACCAAGUGAAAGACCAAUUAAAGCUAGCCCUGUGCUGGAACAGAAUUGAUGUGGCAAGGAGCGUCAUCAUCAACAAUGGCAAUAAAUUGCCGACGAAGGAACUGUAUCAAGUAAUGAUCUCGGCAAUACUACAAAACCGGGUGGACUUUGUUAAACUUUUCAUUCACAACGGUAUGGACCUAAGGACGGACCUUACAGAUCAAGAGAUUCAGCGUCUGUACAAAACGGUCCGUGUUAGAGGAAACCAUGGAGUAUCGGUGAUUCAUGACGUAAUUCCUGACACUUAUGAAAUAGGAUAUGAGUUCAUACGAAUUGACAAGAAUGUUCAGUUCCUGUUUAUUUGGUCGAUAUUGAUGAAAUAUCAAGACAUGGCGAAGCUGUGCUGGACUGAAGGAAAGGUUAGAUAG
This is a messenger RNA of Mya arenaria, 828 nucleotides long. Its product is annotated as transient receptor potential cation channel subfamily M member 5-like. Gene Ontology annotation, molecular function: ligand-gated calcium channel activity. The record is from RefSeq and is a predicted model, not a curated record. Gene Ontology annotation, biological process: calcium ion transmembrane transport. NCBI's taxonomy places the organism in Eukaryota, Metazoa, Mollusca, Bivalvia, Myida, Myidae. The coding region runs from base 1 to 828 and encodes 275 amino acids. The transcript is spliced from 6 exons.